AUGUCAUCUAGAUCUAAGAAUACAUCACUUAAUGCUAAAUAUCUUGAAUAUCUUGCUAAAUAUCCAUUAUUAACAAAAUCAAUUACUGCAGGUGUUCUUGCUAUAUUAAAUGAAACAAUUGCAACAACAAUUUCAAAAGAUUUUAAAGUAUCUAAAAUAUUGAAUCAAAAAAUUAAACAUCCAUUUUCAUUAAAAAUUCCAUUAUUAGCUUUAUUUGCAUUUAGUGUUAAUACACCAAUUUCUCAUUAUGGGUUUAUUUUAUUAAAUAAAUUAUUUAAAAAUCCUUUAUCAAAACGUGAUAAAAUUUUACAAAUUUUAACAAUGUUAAUAACUAUUGUUCCAUUUCAAAGUUCAUUAAUUGUGGCAUUUAUUUCAAUUAUUAAUAUGAAACCUUCAAUUCAAUCAUUAACAAUUGAUGAAUUUAAAAGAUGUAUUAAACAAGUUAAAUUAUCAAUGCAAAAUUCAUUAUUUAAUGUCUUGAAAUCUUCAUGGAUUACAACUCCUAUUGUUUUAACAAUUUCACAAAAUUAUUUACAUCCAAAUUUAUGGACUUUGUUUUCAAAUUUAGUAUUUUUCUUCUUGGGAACUGGACAAAAUACAUUUUUAAAAAUUCAAGCUAAAAAGGCAAGAGAAUAUAAUGCUAAAAGAGAAGAAAUUGAAAAAGAAGUUAAAAAAGAAGUUGAAAAGAAAGAUGAAAAGAACGAUGAACUGAGAAAAGAUGAAGAUCAAUUAAAACAAGAUGAAAAUGGAAGAUUAGAUACUGAAGUUGCAGAUGCUUUAGAAGAUUUAAAAACUGAAAAAGAAUAG
Molecule: messenger RNA, 807 nt
Organism: Hansenula ciferrii
Lineage: Eukaryota; Fungi; Ascomycota; Saccharomycetes; Phaffomycetales; Wickerhamomycetaceae
Product: Mpv17/PMP22 family protein
Exons: 1
Coding region: 1-807 (268 amino acids)
Cellular component (GO): membrane
Source: RefSeq, a predicted model, not a curated record